Brenthis ino (lesser marbled fritillary) is the source of this 1383-nucleotide messenger RNA. The record is from the annotation of a GenBank genome assembly. Lineage: Eukaryota; Metazoa; Arthropoda; Insecta; Lepidoptera; Nymphalidae.
AUGGCAUCUGCAACGGGAACAGGAUCAGGUGCUGGAAGCUCAGGUGAAUGCGAAGGUGAGGAACAGGAGGACUCAUCUUCCUCAAAUUCCUAUGUACUUGAGACUACUGAAGCACUGGAAAGAAUAAAUCUUAAUGAUGUGAAUAAAGAUAUUGAAGAUGAACUAACGGUUUUCCGUCAGCAAUGGCAACGGGAACUGGUAUCUACACCAUCUCCUCAAAGAGAAAGGAUUCCUGUAAAAGCUGAAGUGCAAAAGGAAGAUGAACCUCUCAGUGAUGAAGAAAAGGCAAAGCAAUUGUUCAUGCGUGGUGUGGAAAUGGAGAGGGGUGGAAAACUAUAUGAGGCAAUACAACAUUAUAAACGUGCUAUACAGAUCUUGCCUGAUGUAGAGAGCAGGCUUUAUGAAGGUUCUGAUAUGAGGGCUGAUACACCUGAAGAGGUCCCUGAACCGACUGAAACUUGUCAAUCAGAAUAUGUAGCAGAUAGUGAUGAUGAAGAUGUAAUUGAAGGAGAAGAUCUAUUGUCCAGGCUGCAAAGGAUUCUUGCCAAAAAGGGAUAUUUGUGCCAACCUGAGUAUCCGACGAAGAGUGCUCACUUCUCAUGGCUGCCAUACGAGGUGGUGCAGCUGAUACUGCGCUGGGUGGUGGGCGCAGACAUGGACGCGGCGGCGCUGGAGCGCUGCGGCGCCGUGUGCAGGGGGCUUUAUGUGGCCGCUCGAGAGCCGGACUUGUGGCGCUGCAUGUGUGUUAAGACGUGGGGCGUGGAGUGCGGCACGCCGCGCGCGCACGGGUACGCCGCGUGGCGCCACAUGUACGUGGAGCGCGCGCGCCUGCGCCUGCACGGCGUGUACAUCAGCAAGACCACGUACCUGCGCCACGGCGAGAACAGCUUCCAGGACCACUUCUACCGCCCCUGGUACCUCAUUGACUACUAUCGGUAUCUCAGAUUUUUCCCAGAAGGCCUAGUUUUAAUGUGGACCACAGCGGAGGAGCCGGCGGCGUGCGUGGGGCACCUGAAGACCCGCGACACCAAGAACAACCUCGGCAUCAUGUCAGGGCACUACCGGCUGGUUGGGGAUAUGGUUGUGAUAGUGAUAAAGAAGACGAGCUCUGAGAAGAAGCAGUCGCAGGCGACCAACACGCGGUUCCGCGCGCGCCGCAAGGAGCCCACCGACCAGCACGAGCAGGUGUUCCAGAUGGAGUUCCAGCUGCGCAGCGUGCGGCGGCGGCGCAACUGGCAGCUGGUGUGGCGGCGCUACGCCGUGCGCGCGCGCGACGCCUGGUCCGCCUUCGACCUCGCGCCCAGCAAGUUCCCGCCACUCGCCUUCAGCGCCGUGCGCGCCUACACCGCCGAGGCCACCGCGCCGCUGCUCUGCUCCAGCGUC